UUAAAACCCCAUUUACUCUCUCUCUCCUAAUUUCUCUUUCUCCGUCUCUCUCUUUUUUUCCUUUCAGAGAACAAACGAAGAAAGAUCAAACUUCCUUUCUAGGUUAUCAUGGCAACCAAUAUAGGGAUGAUGGAUCCUGCUUAUUUUGUUGGUAGAAAUGAGAUCCUGGCUUGGAUCAACUCUACUCUCCAUCUUAAUAUCUCCAAAGUUGAAGAGGCUGCUUCUGGAGCAAUUCACUGUCAAUUGAUGGAUUCAGUACAUCCAGGGAUUGUCCCUAUGCACAAGGUUAAUUUUGAUGCAAAGAAUGAGUAUGAUAUGAUCAACAAUUAUAAAGUUCUUCAAGAUGUUUUCAAUAAACUCAAGAUAAACAAGAACAUUGAGGUGAGCAAGCUGGUGAAGAAAAGACCUCUUGAUAACUUAGAGUUUAUGCAGUGGAUGAAAAGAUACUGCGAUUCUGUUAAUGGCGGAACUAUGAUGAACAGUUACAAUCCCUUCGAAAGAAGGGAAGCUUGUAAAGGUGGAAAGGAAGUUGGUAAGAGGACUGCACAGACCCACCAAGCGUCAUCUAGACCUUCUACGGCUCCCUCCAAAUCACAGUCUUCUCACAACACCCGAAGGAAUGAUGGAUCUUCCAACAAUACUAAUCCAACUAUUAAGGUGGCCAGACCCACCUCCAGUGACGGCCCUGCUUAUGAUGAAAAGAUUACUGAGCUGAAACUGUCGGUGGAUAGUCUUGAGAAGGAGAGGGACUUCUACUUUGCAAAGUUGAGGGACAUUGAGCUUUUAUGCCAGUGUCCUGAGAUUGAAGACUUGCCAGUUGUUGGAGCGAUACAAAGAAUACUUUAUGCUGCAGAUGAAAGCACCUCAGUGGUGGCUGAUGCUCAAGCCAUGAUAUCUCAGCAACAGAAGCAACUUGAGCCCUUGAGUCCUAUUUCAGAGGUGUCAGACGAAAAACCAAAGUCAGACACUCAGAAGAGAAAGAAUAUAUUAACCAUUGAGGUCGACAAUGUUGCUAACUCAGCGUUAUCACCAAGACAUAGGAUAUCAGAUGCUUCUGAUGUUCACUGCAGUGGCUCUCUACUUAUGUCAUACUGAUCAACACCCUGUAAUCGGGGUUGAACUAUUGUUUUCUUUCUAUAUAACCUUAAUGGUGUGGUGAAUUAGGUUCAUAUAUGUUCAUUUUGUUAGUUUGUUUUCCCAUCUUGGGAAGCCAUAUGCCAGUUAGAGCUAGGAUGUGGUUCUUCUCUGUUGUCCUUUUUUACUUGUAUGUGAAACUAGUAGGUUGCUGUUAUACUGAGACAACAUAUUUCCUAUAAAUUUUGCUAGUGCUGCCUAUUGUUUCAACUAA
Molecule: messenger RNA, 1348 nt
Organism: Papaver somniferum (opium poppy)
Lineage: Eukaryota; Viridiplantae; Streptophyta; Magnoliopsida; Ranunculales; Papaveraceae
Product: microtubule-associated protein RP/EB family member 1C-like
Exons: 6
Coding region: 109-1095 (328 amino acids)
Biological process (GO): spindle assembly; regulation of microtubule polymerization or depolymerization; thigmotropism
Cellular component (GO): microtubule organizing center; spindle midzone; cytoplasmic microtubule
Molecular function (GO): microtubule plus-end binding
Source: RefSeq, a predicted model, not a curated record